AUGGUGAUGUCAAAGAGCAGCAAGAUGCUCAACUACAUCAAUUACCGCAUGAAGGUGACGCUGCUGGACUCGCGGGUGCUCGUGGGGUACUUCAUGGCGUUCGACAAGCACAUGAAUCUGGUACUGGGCGACUGUGAAGAGUUUCGCACCCUGCGAGCCAAAGUCAAGUCGACGGUGUCGGAAGAGCGCGUGGAAAAGCGUCAUUUGGGACUCGUGCUGCUACGUGGAGAGAGCGUCGUGUCCCUGACGGUAGAAGGGCCCCCUCUGGCCAAGGAGAACGAGACUGUGGGACCGAAUGGACCAGGAGUCGCUCGUGCUGCUGGACGAGGCAUCCCGACGGCACCCAUGGGAGGGGCGUCACUUCCAAUGGGACUAAUGGCUCCUAUGCGUGGCAUUGGAGGGCCGCCCCCCGGGAUGAUGCAGCCCGGACAAGUGGCGGCAAUGGCACAGCCACAAGCAUACGGCCGAGGUCGCGGGAUGCCUGGUAUGCCCGGAGGUAUGCCUGGACUCCCUGGCGGCAUGAUGCCUCCUCCUCCUCGACCUAUGCCUGGCAUGGGAAUGCCACCUCCUGGUAUGGGCCCUCCACUUGGAAUGGGAAUGGGACCACCGCCGGGAAUGAUGCCUCCCGCAGGCAUGCGUGGUCCACCGGGUCCGCCGCCUGGCAUGCGAGGGCCACCGGGACAGUAG
Molecule: messenger RNA, 687 nt
Organism: Peronospora matthiolae
Lineage: Eukaryota; Oomycota; Peronosporomycetes; Peronosporales; Peronosporaceae
Source: the annotation of a GenBank genome assembly